CUGGGGAAGCCAGGAUGUGCUAAGAAGAUGAGUGGAUCUGCAGAAGCUACCUAGAGCCUGAGUCUGAAUAUUGUUAAAAUGACCACACCAAACAAGACACCUCCUGGUGCUGAUCCUAAGCAGUUGGAAAGAACUGGGACAGUAAGGGAAAUUGGGUCACAAGCUGUUUGGUCACUCUCAUCUUGUGAAUCAGUAUUUGGAGUGGAUCAGUUACAAGAUGACAAUUUAGAAACUUACUGGCAAUCAGAAAGCUCCCAGCCUCAUUUGCUGAAUAUUCAGUUCAGAAGAAAAACAACAGCGAAGACAUUAUGUAUUUAUUCAGACUACAAGCCUGAUGAAAACUACACACCAAGCAAGAUCUCAGUCAGAGUAGGAAAUAAUUUUCAUAAUCUUCAAGAAAUUCAGCAACUUGAAUUGGUGGAACCAAGUAGCUGGUUUCACGUUCCCUUAACUGAUAACCACAAGAAGCCAAUGCACACAUUUAUGAUACAGAUUGCUGUUCUAGCCAAUCACCAGAAUGAAACAGACAACCACAUGAGACAGAUUAAAAUAUACACACCAGUGGAAGAGAGCUCUAUUGGUAAAUUUCCUAGGUGUACAACUAUUGAUUUUAUCAUGUAUCAUUCAAUAAGGUGACUUUAAAAUGGAAUAAAAAUGAUUAAAUAUGUUUUAUUCUCAUUAGAUAUUGAUAUAAUCUGAUAUAAAUAUCUUCACUGAAAAAAUAUCAGGUAUUUUGCAAUUUUAUAUAUGUUUAAAAGUAUUUUACUUUGAUAAAUAAAUCAAUUUGGGGUCA
Heterocephalus glaber (naked mole-rat) is the source of this 793-nucleotide messenger RNA. Its product is annotated as anaphase-promoting complex subunit 10. Gene Ontology annotation, cellular component: anaphase-promoting complex. The record is from RefSeq and is a predicted model, not a curated record. Lineage: Eukaryota; Metazoa; Chordata; Mammalia; Rodentia; Bathyergidae. Gene Ontology annotation, biological process: protein K11-linked ubiquitination; anaphase-promoting complex-dependent catabolic process.